UCAUUUGUUUUCAAUUUUUUUUUAGUUGUCAUACUAAAGGUUGAAUGAUCCAUAAAGAAAGUGACAAUACUAACAAAAUGUAGUUGUUGUCAUUUUCUGAAAUUUCAUAAGCAUUACAAAAAUUAUUGGUUGUACAAUGAUAUGCCCAAAUUCUUCCAAACGAAUUAAUUAUUUUUCAUUUUUACACAAUGGCAAUGUUAAGGAUGUACUAAUUGAAAUUGCAUGUAGAUUUGCUUUAUGGAUCUUGUUUGCAAUCUUGGAGCGUCAAGAACCCUUUAUAAGGAUCAUCGAUGAAGAGGAACUCUGGAUGUACAAGUAUCCAGUUGUUUCAUCUUAUGUAAGGGCGAGGUACUUAUGGCAAUUCGUUAUAUUUGUGCCUGCAGUGGUUUUCCUAUUAGAAUUUAUCUAUUACUACCACGAUGAAGACAUGGUAGAAGAAAUAAAAAACGAUAUCGCUGCUUUAACGCUUGCUUAUCCUAUAAGUGGAAUAAUAACUUCUGCCCUUAAAGUUACAGUAGGAAGACCAAGACCUAAUUUCUUCUACCGAUGCUUUCCCGAUGGUUUUGGGACGAGUUUGACAAGUUGCACCGGCAGCUACUCAGAAUACAUGGACGGACGACGCAGUUUUCCUAGCGGCCACGCAUCUUUUGCUUUCACCAGCAUGGUCUAUUUAACUCUUAACUUAACGCGAAUCUUAAAUAUACGCCACACUCAAAACAAUAAGGCUGUGAGACUGAUAUUUUGUGUUUUACCCGUUUUUUUGGCCACAUUGAUAGCUGUUAGCAGAACUUGUGACUAUCACCAUCAUUAUUCAGAUGCAAUUGCUGGUGCUUUAAUUGGUUCAAGUGUAGCAUCAUUUGUUUAUUGGGCUUAUAACAACUACAUAAUGGUUGAAGAUCCACUUUCAACCAAAACUGAAACUAAUAAGUAUUGUCAUGCAAAAUGAAUUAUAGUAAACAUAAAUGCUGAUAUA
Molecule: messenger RNA, 973 nt
Organism: Aethina tumida (small hive beetle)
Lineage: Eukaryota; Metazoa; Arthropoda; Insecta; Coleoptera; Nitidulidae
Product: phospholipid phosphatase 5
Exons: 4
Coding region: 137-946 (269 amino acids)
Biological process (GO): phospholipid metabolic process
Molecular function (GO): phosphatidate phosphatase activity
Source: RefSeq, a predicted model, not a curated record